Molecule: messenger RNA, 814 nt
Organism: Durio zibethinus
Lineage: Eukaryota; Viridiplantae; Streptophyta; Magnoliopsida; Malvales; Malvaceae
Source: RefSeq, a predicted model, not a curated record
UAAAUUCCUAAGCAACCAAACGGAAUCCUCCUAUAAAUUAAAACUCCUCACUGCAGCUGUCAUCCUCUCUUUUUCCCAUCCAUUUUUCCUCGCUUUCUCAUCAACCAAACAUCACCAUACUCAUUCCGUUUCAAAAGAGAGGGAAAGAAAUGGGCGUCGAAAACAACACUUGUGGGAACCUCAUUUUCACGUACGGUACAUUAAAAUGUGGCUUUUCCAAUCACGCACUUCUUCAAGAUUUGAUGCGAACCGGAGACGCCGUAUUCAAAGGCACCUACACAACCGUGGAGAAAUAUCCACUCGUCUGCGGACCUUACCGCGUUCCUUUCCUCCUCAACAUGCCCGGUUCGGGGCACCAAGUCUGGGGCGAGCUGUACGCCGUGUCGGAUCGGGGACUCGGCCGCCUCGACGAGUUGGAAGGCACGAGUCGCGGGCAUUACGAGCGGCUGCCCAUUCAGCUGAUGCCAAUUGGCAACGUGAACAAAGAGAACGAGGACGAGUCCUUAACGUGCGCGGCGGAGGCGGAGGCGUAUUACGCGCACAGGAGUUACGAGAAGGAGAUAUGGAAGAGGAACGGGAGGAAAGGGUUGCGGAUUUAUUCAGAGACAGAAGCCAAAGGUUACGUGAAACGAAAAGAUAGGCCUCAAAAUCUUAGUUUUUUGGAUCAAAUUAGGAUUUUUAUUUCUUCUCCUUCUGAUUAAUUGAAUGCUGUAAUGUUUGUAUUUUGUUAUAAAAUUUAAUUUUAUUGGCUUUUUUUUUUAUUUUAGUGUAAUUUGGAAUAUUGAAUGAAUUCCAAGUAAGAAAUAAUAUUAGA